GUACGUCACCAAAAUGGUGUGAAGAAAACAACGCAACAUCAACACGGUGCAAAAGAUUUCAAUACGCAAUAUUCAUCGUUUGUAGCGUGUAGUUGACCGUACAGCAAGAUGUCGGACAGCGGCAGCGGCUCGGAUGCGGACAGUGUGGCAUCCAAUCGUUCUCGCAAAAGUGGUGGCUCGAACCGCUCGGUGUCACGGUCUUUGUCACGAUCACCGCAGCGUUCCCGGUCACCGUCAACAUCGCAAUCGGACAACGAGCGGCCAAGGAAGAAACAGCGCAAGGAUCGGCGCCGUGUGGAUGACGAAGAUGACGACGAGGAUGAGGAAGAGGUGGAGGACGAGCAGGAACCAGAAGGCGAAGAUCUCGACUCGGAAGAGUACGAUGAAGAGGAGGAAGAUGAUGACGACAAUCGGCGUGGGGGCCGUAAGAAAAAGAAGAAACCGGACCGAUAUGGUGGUUAUAUUAUCGACGAAGCCGAAGUAGACGACGAGGUGGACGAGGAUGAUGAGUGGGAAGAUGGGGCGCAAGAGAUGGGCAUCGUUAGCAAUGAAAUCGAGGAGGUAGGACAGACGGCUCGCGAAAUCGAGAAUCGACGCCGCGGCACGAAUCUGUGGGACUCGCACAAGGAAGAUGAGCUGGCCGAGUAUCUGAAGCGCAAGUAUGCGGAUGCUUCCGUGGCACGGCGUCAGUUCGGUGAUGGCGGAGAGGAAAUGUCGGACGAAAUCACCCAACAAACGCUGCUGCCCGGCAUCAAAGACCCAAACCUGUGGAUGGUGAAAUGUCGCAUCGGCGAGGAAAAGGCGACCGCAUUGCUGUUAAUGCGCAAAUUCCUCACCUAUCAGAAUACGGACCAACCGAUGCAGAUCAAGUCCGUGGUGGCACCGGAAAGUGUGAAGGGAUACAUCUACAUCGAAGCGUACAAACAAGCACACGUUAAGUCGGCGAUAAAUAAUGUGGGCAAUCUGCGCGUCGGCAUCUGGAAGCAGGAGAUGGUCCCGAUCAAGGAUAUGACGGAUAUACUGAAGGUGGUCAAGGAGCAGACGGGACUGAAGCCGAAGCAGUGGGUGCGGUUGAAGCGUGGCAUCUACAAGGAUGAUAUCGCCCAGGUGGACUAUGUGGAUCUGGCCCAAAAUCAGGUCCAUCUGAAGCUGCUGCCGCGCAUUGACUAUACGCGGCUUCGUGGUGCGUUGCGCGCCACGCAGACGGAGGAGAGUACGGACGCGAAGCGCAAAAAGCGACGACCGGCGGCAAAAUCGUUCGAUCCGGAAGCGAUCCGUGCGAUCGGAGGCGAACUGACGUCGGAUGGAGAUUUCCUUAUCUUCGAAGGCAACCGGUACUCGCGCAAAGGGUUCCUUUACAAAGCGUUCACAAUGUCGGCCGUGUUAGCGGACGGUGUGAAGCCAACGCUUGCCGAGCUGGAGCGGUUCGAGGAGCAGCCGGAGGAGAUCAACAUCGAGCUGGCCGUUUCGUCCAAGGAAGACCCGGUGACGGGACACUCCUUCUCCAUGGGCGAUAACGUGGAGGUGUGUGUGGGAGAUCUGAUGAAUCUGCAGGCGAAAAUUAUCGCGAUCGACGGUUCGCUGAUAACGGUGAUGCCAAAGCACGAGGAGCUGCGUGAUCCGCUUAUUUUCAAGGCAGCCGAACUGCGCAAAUACUUCAAAACGGGUGACCACGUGAAGGUGCUGGCCGGUCGGUACGAAGGCGAAACGGGGCUGAUUGUGCGCGUGGAACCGUCGCGCAUUGUGCUCGUUUCCGAUUUGACCAUGCACGAGCUGGAGGUACUGCCGCGCGAUCUGCAGAUCUGCACGGAUAUGGCGACCGGGGUGGAUUCGCUCGGCAUCUACCAGUGGGGUGAUUUGGUCCAGCUCGAUGCACAAACCGUGGGCGUGAUCGUGCGGCUGGAGCGCGAAAAUUUCCACGUGCUGGGCAUGCACGGCAAGGUGAUCGAGUGUAAACCGACGGCGCUGCAGAAGCGUCGCGAGAAUCGCAACACGAUCGCACUCGACUGGGAUCAGAAUCAGAUCCGCCGGAAGGACAUCGUGAAGGUGAUGGAAGGCCCGCACACGGGGCGUGAUGGUGAAAUUAAGCAUCUGUAUCGCAACCUUGCUUUCCUGCACUCGCGGAUGUACACGGAGAACGGGGGCAUUUUCGUGGUCAAAACGCGUCAUUUGCAGCUGGCCGGUGGAAACAAAAAUCCGAUGCAAAACAGCAACCCGAUGAUGUCACCGUUCGGUGGCAUUAUGUCACCGCGCAUCCACUCGCCGAUGCAUCCGUCCGGUGGGCGAGGUGGUGGCGGCGGUGGCCCUAACCGCGGUGGUCGCGGAGGUGGACGCGGUGGUGGUCGCGUUUCGCGCGAUCGGGAGAUAUUGGGCCGUACGAUAAGAAUCACGGGCGGACCGUAUAAGGGUGCGGUUGGUAUUGUGAAGGAUGCCACGGAAACGACGGCCCGUGUGGAGCUGCAUUCGUCCUGCCAGACGAUCUCGGUCGAUCGGAACCACAUCACGGUGGUGGACGGUGGCGCAACCAAGGCAGGAAGCGUUUCGUCGUACAUGCGCACACCGAGCCGCACACCGGCCAGCAGCUACGGUGCACAAACCCCAGUAUAUUCCGGCUCGAAGACACCGUUGCACGGUUCGCAGACACCGCAGUACGAUCCGGGUAGCCGUACGCCGUACGGUUCGAUGACACCGUCGCACGAUGGUUCGAUGACACCGCGUCACGGUGCCUGGGAUCCGACCGUAUCGAACACGCCGGCACGUUCGAAUGAUUUCGAUUUUAUGGAGGAACCAUCACCGUCGCCCGGGUACAAUCCGAGCACACCCGGGUACCAGAUCAACACACCGUACGCACCGCAAACGCCCGGCAAUAUGUUCAACUCGGAAAAUUACAGCCCAUAUCAGGCCAGCCCGAAUCCGAGCCCUUCACCGUACCAGGUCGGUGGGUACAUCGGCACUCCAUCGCCAAGCGCUUACUCGCCGGCCACGCCGGGUGCGCCCGCUUCCCCGUACAACCCACAAACACCCGGUGCCGGGCUUGAUCCGCAGCUGGGCGAUUGGUUUACGACGGACAUUGAAGUGACGAUUCGGAGCCACGGUGACUCGGAUCUCAGCGGACAGACCGGUAUUAUUCGCACGGUGAACAAUGGCGACUGUGUUGUAUUUCUGCCGGAGGAGGACCACUGCGUGACCGUGCCACUGUCGAACCUGCAGCCGGUACUGCCCGACCCGGGCGAGAAGUUUAAGGUGAUCGUUGGGGAGGAUCGGGAAACGGUCGGCGAGUUUAUCGACAUGUCCGGCAGCAACGAGGCAUUAGUCAUGAUCAACGGCCAAUCGACGCUCAUCCCGACGAACUACAUGGCUCGUUACCGGGAACCGACGAAGAACUAA
Messenger RNA from Anopheles marshallii, 3387 nucleotides. RefSeq names its product transcription elongation factor SPT5 (gene Spt5). Gene Ontology annotation, cellular component: DSIF complex. Bases 109 to 3387 code for a protein of 1092 amino acids. Gene Ontology annotation, molecular function: mRNA binding; protein binding. The transcript is spliced from 2 exons. NCBI's taxonomy places the organism in Eukaryota, Metazoa, Arthropoda, Insecta, Diptera, Culicidae. Gene Ontology annotation, biological process: regulation of transcription by RNA polymerase II; transcription elongation by RNA polymerase II; transcription elongation-coupled chromatin remodeling. The record is from RefSeq and is a predicted model, not a curated record.